AUGUCGGGGACUGGUGCCGCAAAUGUACAAGUUGUGCCUCGAACCUCGGGACCUCGAAUUCGUAGUAGAGGCGUGUUGAAAUUGUACAAUGUUGGUGCACCAUGGGAGAGGAUAGCCAUUGACGUUGCGGGGCCGUUUCCGGAAAGUGAAAGUGGUAACAACUAUUUCAUGGUUGUGAUGGAUUACUUCACUAAGUGGCCAGAAGUCUUCGCCAUUCCAAAUCAAGAAGCUUCAUCAGUUGCAGAUAAACUAGUUCAUGAAGUCUUCUGUCAUUUUGAAGUACCAUUAGAGAUUCACAGCAAUCAAGGAAGGAAUUUUGAGUUUCAAAUAUUCCAGGAAACUUGA
Messenger RNA from Parnassius mnemosyne (clouded apollo), 345 nucleotides. Lineage: Eukaryota; Metazoa; Arthropoda; Insecta; Lepidoptera; Papilionidae. The record is from the annotation of a GenBank genome assembly.